This is a messenger RNA of Laetiporus sulphureus 93-53, 1459 nucleotides long. RefSeq names its product MFS general substrate transporter. The transcript has 4 exons. The coding region runs from base 1 to 1065 and encodes 354 amino acids. Gene Ontology annotation, biological process: transmembrane transport. The record is from RefSeq and is a predicted model, not a curated record. Gene Ontology annotation, molecular function: transmembrane transporter activity. NCBI's taxonomy places the organism in Eukaryota, Fungi, Basidiomycota, Agaricomycetes, Polyporales, Laetiporaceae.
AUGAUUCUCAUCACUAUCAGCGCGUUGGUGUCCGAUAUCUGGGAUGCAGGAAACCGUGGAGAGGCUCUGGCUUUCUUCGCUCUCGCACCGUUCACAGGCCUCACUCUCGGACCGAUCGUCUCUGGCUUCAUGAGCGUUCAGGGGGUCUCCUGGCGAUGGCUCUACUGGUUGCUGAUGUUCUUUGCUGGUAUCUGUCUGAUUCUGAUCUCGUCCACGCUGCCGGAAGCCUUUGUCAUGCAUCUCAUGGCGCGGAAGGCGGAGAGAUCGCGCAAGGAGACGGGGAAUGAUCGGUACUGGGCUGCGAUGGCGAAGCAGAAGAAGUCGAUCGGGCAGCACCUCAAACACGUUCUCGCAAGGCCGUUCAUCGCUCUUUUCCGAGAACCUAUGUUGAUGGCCACCACCUUGUGCAUGAGCUUCGUGUACGGUUGCAUGGACCUCUUGUUCGAGGCCUAUUCCGUCGUCUUUUUGGAGGGGCACAACCUCAGCAUGGGCCUCUUCGGUCUGACGUUCCUGCCAAUCUUCCUGGGCGGCUGCACAGACUACCCGCUCAUCUUCAACACGCGGUACGUGCGCUCGCAGAAAAAGCACGCACCGCACCCCGUGCCGCCCGAGAAACGGCUCGAGGUCGCGAUGUUUGCCGCGCGGAUGUUCAUGGCCUCGUUCUUCUGGUUCGGCUGGACGUCGUACCCGAGCAUCUCGCUCUGGACGGUGCUCAUCGCGGGCUAUCCGCUCGGAUGGAGCAUCGUCUGGAUUUUUCUUGCGUUGUUCAACUACGUGGCCGACGCGUACCUCUUCGUCGCAGCAUCCGCGCUCGCUUCGCUUACCGUCGUGCGGUCGUGCUUCGGCGCCGGCUUCCCGAUGUUCGCUACGCAGAUGUUUGAGCGGCUCAACUCGCGCUGGGCGUCGACUCUUCUUGGAUUCAUCGUGCUGCUCAUGGCGCCCAUCCCGUUCGUGCUGUUCAAGUAUGGGCCUAUUAUCAGGAAGAAGUCAAAGUACGCGCCGACGAAGCCGAUGCCAGUGCCCGUCAAGGAGAUGACACAGGCGGACCCCGCCAACCACGCGUGAAUGGCUCUGUCUGUCCCCUCAUCUAUCAUUCAUCACUCUCCGGUCGGGCUGUCGCACGCCACACUCUUCGUCACCCUUUUCCGCCGGUUUCCCCAUCACUACCACUACAACGCAUAUGCAUCAUUUCUGGCCACGAACUCACGAUAUCGUUUUCCUUGCAUCUGCAUUUCUUUAACACAUUCUGCGACCCCUGCUGUUGUUUCCCCAGGCUGCGGUCGCACCGCUCGGUGCUGGGUUGUCUUUUCUUUUUGGAUAGGCGGGCGCCUACGAUGACGUUACGAUCGCUACACUCAUCACGAUUCGCACUAACAUGUCAUCUAUAUCUGGAGGUUGGAGGUUGGACGUUAUAACAGCAUAUAAUAGAUGUCAUUUGCGUUGAUUGGCACUAGACAUG